UCCACAUCUCUGACAGCAACCACGACAUCAAGAAAUAAUGUCGCUCAACCUGGCAUUCACAAAGAUCUUGGGAAUGCUCAAGUUACUCCAGGAGCCAAAGCUCAUCAGAGACUUCAGAAAAGUAGCCCGUAAGGUCGAUCCCCAUGGCCUCGAGUUCGAUGAAUACGAUGUCAUCAUUGUCGGGGGAGGUACUUCAGGAUGUGUCCUGGCUUCGCGCUUGACGGAGGAUCCAUCCAUACGCGUUCUACUCAUAGAAGCUGGUGGAAGUGGCAAGGCACUUGUCGAAAGCCGGACUCCAUCUGGCUAUGGUAGGCUACUCCGUAGCGGAGUAGACUAUAACCUCUACACUGAGCCCCAGGUACAUGCUGGCAACAAAAAGAAAUUCUGGCCACGAGCAAGACUUCUGGGUGGAUGCUCUUCAAUCAAUGCACAGAUGGCCCAGUAUGGUUCCCCUUCAGAUUUCAAUGAAUGGUCGCAAAUUACGGGCGACGAUUCAUGGUCAUGGGAGAACUUUAGUCGCUACUUCAGAAAGUUUGAGAAGUAUACUCCGGACCCGCGUUUCCCCCAUGUCGAUCCAUCUUUACGUGGCACUGACGGACCUGUACAAGUUGGAUAUUUCGCGCACAUCUGGAAAGGCAGCGAGCUAUUCAUUCAGUCUAGCAUUCAAGCUGGUAUACCCUUCAGCCCGGAUUUUACAACUACUGCUGGCACGAAAGGAACCAACAAAGUAAUGUCCUAUUUCUGCUCAGUAGCAAGCACACGGCUAACCCAAUCUAUGGAUGAUAAAAGAUUACGGGUCUCCAUGGAGUCUGCUUACCUCACGGACAAGGUACUCGAGAGACCCAACCUGAAGGUGGUCACACAUGCUCGCGUCACCAAGAUCUUGUUCGAGAGAGUCGAAGGCCAACUUCGGGCUGUGGGUGUCGAGUUUGCAAAAUCCAGGUUCGACAAUGGACCACGUUUUCACUGUCGCGCGCGCAAAGAAGUUAUCGUAUCUGGUGGAGCUGUCCACACGCCCCAGAUUUUAAUGUUGUCUGGAGUGGGACCUGCCGACCAUCUCAAAGACAUCCAUGUGCCUUUAGUGUGUGACCAUCCAAAUAUAGGCAACAACCUCCUCGAUCACCCUGUAUUCAAUUUCCGGUUGCAAGAGAAGGCCGGCAUCAGCCUGAAUUUCCUCGGAUUGCAUAAUCCACUCAGCAUUUCCCGGUUUUUGGCUCACUUUGUACAGUACCAGAUCACCGGAAAGGGGCCUCUGUCAACCAAUAUCGGUGAGGCCGUCGCGUUCUUCCGCACAGAUGACCCUGUGUUAUUCCCGCCCAAUGAAUACCCCAAAAACAUUGAGGACAGCAACUCGGGACCUGACAGCCCUGACAUUGAAUUGGUAUUCACCCCAGUGGCUUCCGUCAACCAUAACGAAGUUUUUGAGCCACACCUCCACGCUUUCUCUGUCUUGGUCGCUCUGCUCAGACCGACAAGUGUUGGCACUCUCAGACUAAAGUCUUCGAACCCCUGGGAGGAUCCUCUCAUUGAUCCGAACUAUUUGGAAACUGAGCAUGACGUCAACGCUCUCAUGCGGGGUAUCCGCGCUGGCUUAAAGAUCUGCCAUACCGCACCACUUGCAUCUAUUGUGGACACGGAUAGCAAAAACCCGAAGUUUGACCAUCACCUCAUGAACGUCUCCGAUGACGAGCUUCGGGAGCUUGUGAGAGAGCGCGUCGAGACCAUUUAUCACCCCGUAGGCAGCUGCCGCAUGGCUCCUUAUGACCGAGGAGGUGUGGUUGAUUCUCAGCUUCGAGUAUAUGGCAUCAAUAAUUUGAGGGUCUGUGAUGCCUCCAUCUUCCCGAAGUUGGUGUCUGGUCACACGGCGGGCGCGUGUAUUGCUGCUGCAGAGAAACUUGCAGAUGUCAUCAAGUACGAAUAUUCCGGAGCUCAGCAGACUGUUGUAUGAGUGCUAUCAGCUGUAAAUCAGGUAACUUAUCCGAAUGGAAGAAAGCAGUAUGAUCUUCGUUAUCUAAAAUGUACUCUAUUAUCCAAGCCGUGAACACAAUAUGUCAAUGGAAAUAUUAUUUAAGGAUGGUGUACGAUUUAUGUACGGGGCUCUACUAUAGUCAUGUAGUAGUUGUAGUUGUGUUAUUUUGUGACUCCUCGUUGACGUC
Serpula lacrymans var. lacrymans S7.9 is the source of this 2156-nucleotide messenger RNA. RefSeq lists its product as uncharacterized. The record is from RefSeq and is a predicted model, not a curated record. NCBI's taxonomy places the organism in Eukaryota, Fungi, Basidiomycota, Agaricomycetes, Boletales, Serpulaceae. The transcript has 15 exons. Gene Ontology annotation, molecular function: oxidoreductase activity, acting on CH-OH group of donors; flavin adenine dinucleotide binding. The coding region runs from base 38 to 1948 and encodes 636 amino acids.